Molecule: messenger RNA, 738 nt
Organism: Cloeon dipterum
Lineage: Eukaryota; Metazoa; Arthropoda; Insecta; Ephemeroptera; Baetidae
Gene: Vha14-1
Product: V-type proton ATPase subunit Vha14-1
Exons: 4
Coding region: 108-476 (122 amino acids)
Biological process (GO): proton transmembrane transport
Cellular component (GO): proton-transporting V-type ATPase, V1 domain; membrane
Molecular function (GO): proton-transporting ATPase activity, rotational mechanism
Source: RefSeq, a predicted model, not a curated record
GGUGAAUUGACCACGCCCCCUUAUUUAAUCAAUCACCUGACUCGACUCUGACUUAAAACUUCAGUUGCAGCUACUCGUCGAUCCCAUAUUUUGGCCAGUUUUUGACCAUGGCCAUCCACGCAGCCCGCGGAAAACUAGUGUCCGUCAUCGGAGAUGAGGACACUUGCGUCGGAUUUCUUCUCGGAGGUAUCGGAGAGACAAACAGGGAGCGCAAGACCAACUUUUUAGUAGUCGAAAAGAAUACGAGCGUGAGUGAAAUUGAGGAGACCUUCAAGAACUUCGUCAAGCGGGAUGACAUUGACAUCAUCCUCAUUAACCAGAACAUUGCUGAGAUGAUUCGGCACGUGAUCGACAACCACACUCAGCCGAUUCCUGCCGUUCUCGAGAUUCCCUCGAAGGACCACCCUUACGACCCCAGCAAGGACUCGAUCCUGCGCAGAGCCAAGGGAAUGUUCAGCGCCGAUGAUCUCAAAUAAUUUCCUCAGCUCGUUAUCCUGACUGUUCCCUCACUGUAUUGUUUGUUGAAAAUGUGAUCAAAGUAGAGCAUUUUAGAUUGAUGGGUAUUUAAGGGCCAAACGUUUCAGGAAGGGAUUAUUUUGGUUAAUCUUCUGACGAGGGGAUCUAUAAAAUAUGAGAAUAUUGUUUUUUUCUGUAAAUAUGGGCGUUGAUUCUUCAAACAUUUAAACGAGUUAUCAUAAAUGUAGGUGCACAUAAAUUAAAUAAACACGCAUUCCUCGA